This is a messenger RNA of Pogonomyrmex barbatus (red harvester ant), 2755 nucleotides long. RefSeq names its product immunoglobulin domain-containing protein Bsg (gene Bsg). NCBI's taxonomy places the organism in Eukaryota, Metazoa, Arthropoda, Insecta, Hymenoptera, Formicidae. Gene Ontology annotation, molecular function: cell adhesion molecule binding. The record is from RefSeq and is a predicted model, not a curated record. Gene Ontology annotation, biological process: cell-cell adhesion. Gene Ontology annotation, cellular component: plasma membrane; cell-cell junction.
AGUAAUAGCAGCAGCAGCAGCAGCGGUGUGACGGCUGCUCUCGCGCAAACAAUCCGAUCGUCAGUCGUGCACGAUCGGAGCGAAAGGAAACGAGAGUUGGUCUCGCGCGAGACGGACGGUUGACGGGCCGUCCGAGUCCACACGGCGGGAGUGACGGGGUGACGCGAGGGAGGUGGGAGUCGCGGGGAGGUCGCGCGGCGGCAACGACGGCGACGAGGGGACGACGGAACGCGCUGGUACACCGACGACAGGGCAUCAGCAGCGACCUCGGGACUGACCACCGUCGGGCAAAACCGUGGGACAGAGCCAGAUUCUCCGCGCGUCCCAGGACCCGCUCUCACUCUACCCCCUCGACGACGACGACUCGAAGGUGGGGCAUCCUGCCCGUCGUUGAUAAUCGAAUUGUCGUGCACGGUGCACACGGUCACGCGCCACCGCGUACGUCGGCAGCAGCGCCACCGGGAUGGAGAGACGAGCCGCAUUCGUGUUGCUGGGGAUGCUAUAUUUAGCGGCGGGCACCCUCGUCACGGUCCAGGCAGAGAUGAAGUAUGACGGGCCAUCGGUUGUGCACGAGGGAAAACCGUGGGACAUCGAGUGCAACGGUUUGAAGAAGGAUGAUCUCAUUAGGUGGACCAGGAAUGGCCAGACCCUGGAACCUGAGUUGUCCAGUGGUCAGCUGGUCGUCACCUCGAUACCCGAAACCGGCACCAGCAAGCUCUCGGCGAAGCAGGCGACCGAGAACCACGAUGGAGACUACAAAUGCACCCCCGACAGUUCGGAGUUUUUCCACCUCUCGAUAUAUUUCGAUAUUAAGAUUAGAGUACUUACGCCCAAGGACAUACCUUUGAUUCUUGAAUGCGCAAACAGAAGCACCAGCGAUAAAUGGCUGAAGGAGAAGGUACCGGUGAUCACCGCACUUGCUGGUCACGAGGAUGCCUUCAAGAUUAAUAACGAGACUGGUAAUCUGGAGAUCUUAAAGGAUAAGGAGCAGGUUUAUGGAAAUUACACUUGUAACAUGGCCAACUCCACGGUCGAGUACAAAGUCCUACCAAGGCCAGUGGCGCAUCUGGCUGAAUCUACCACCGUGGUAGAAGGCGAACCGCUGCACUUGAUAUGCGGCAGUAAGCAGGACCCCAGCCAACUCCGCGGCGUAAAAGUAUCCUGGACAUUCGGGGAUCAGAAUUACACGCGCAGCAUGGAUCGUGUGAAGAUCACCAAGGACAAGGAGAGGGGAAUCUACGAUGCCGUCCUGAUUGUCGAAAACAUUCAGAUGAAUGAUCGCGGUCAUGUUUUCUGUAGGAUGUCGUUCAACUGGUCCGAUCCUGUAUUGGAACACACAUCGGAGGCCAAGACAUUCCUCAGGGUUAAGGACAAGCUCGCCGCACUCUGGCCAUUCCUAGGCAUCUGUGUGGAAGUCGUUGUUCUAUGCGCCAUUAUUCUAGUGUACGAGAAGAAGCGGAACAAAGCCGAACUCGAGGAAUCCGAUACUGAUCAGAGCCCUGAUACUAAACCGACGCCCAACAAGGAAUCUGACGUCAGGCAGAGAAAGUGAGAUAGCAAAUACAUGAAUUAGAGCGAUGCGAUAGAAGCGGAAGAACGGGUCGUCAUGUGUAGAGUGCUAUAAUGAAAAUCUGUAAAAACAACGGAACAUGGCUUUUGAAUGAGAGAUGUGUCGUCACAAAUGUGGGAUAAACACUGCAAAAUGGACAUCAGCGGGCUUGAAUGGGCCAUUCAUAGUGCGCACCUGUGUGAAAACAGGCUUGUGCAGCAAACGCGUGCAGAGCAGGAUCACACAAGUUACUAACAAAUUAAAUUAAGCCUUAUUACGGUGUUCACUCCAUUUAUCAGAUGUUCGCCUGUUCGUAUUCUUUAAUUACACCGCUUUGAUUGACAGAAAGAAGGAGAGAGAGAGAGAGAGAGAGAGAGAGAGAGAGAGAGAGAUGUGUUGAGUUAAUGUACAAAUGCCGAUGAUGACACGAUAAUGUGUGCGAGGGGAUAGAGAGUGAGAGAGAGGGAGAGAAAGAAAAAUAAUGUAUGUAUGAGUGAAAAAGCUAACAAGAAAACAGACCGAUAGAUUGAAAAUGAAACAAAUAAGCAGAGAUAAAAUAGCGUGCCCGCUGAGCGCGAGUACGCGCGCAAUUACAUAUAAUUUCCUACAAAGCGCUUCAGAAUGCGUUCCGACGAACAUCGUAAUUCGAUCGUGCGCAUCGUCCCAUUGCUUCGCGCGGUAUCUGCACUCGCACUCGUCGGGCACGCCACAGGCAUAUUAGAUUCGCGUAGAACUCGUUUCUCAAACUUCGCACGUGUGACCGAAGAAACAAAAAAAAGAAAACUUUAUGGUAGAGCCGAAAAUAUGUGCUCGAUGCUAGUUAUGUAAUAAUAGGAACGCGGACAGUGCGUGCCACAAUUGACUUCCGGAUAUAUGCUCGCGUACUUUUAGAGAUUGCAAGAAAGAGAGAUUGAGAGAGAGAAAGAGAGAGAGAGAGAGAGAGAGAGAGAAAGAGAGAGAGAGAGAGCGGGAGAGCUUAUCUUUGGCGUCGCCUUAUAUUCCAUCGCUCGUGAAGAUAUCCCGGAAGUCUGGCUGCACGCGACGCCGUUGUUAAUGACAUUAAUGUAAUUAAUACUGUAAUGUUAUUGCCAUCGUUACUACUGCUGCUACAUCUAUCGUUAUUAUGAUUAUUACAAGUAUUAUAUCGUUAAUUUUAUCACUCUAUUGUAAUAAUUUAUAAUCCGUACCAACACGAUUCUCUAUAUC